AUGGACGCUGCCGCAACGCCGACCGCCCGCAUCAACAAGUUUCAAGGGACCAACUAUUACACAUGGAAGUUCAAGAUGCAGAUGGUCCUGGAAGAGCGCGACCUGUGUGAGGUCACAUGUGGAGAAGUCAAGCUGGAUCACUGCACCAACGUGAUGGCUCAAUCGACGUUCAAGAGAAAGUUACGCAAGGCGCUGGCGAUCAUCUGUCUCGCGAUGGAAGAUUCGCAACUGCCGCUGGUCCGUUCAGCGAUUGGAGCGUACGAUGCAUGGUCAGUACAAGAAGGGCAUUACGAGAAGAAGAGUCUGGCGAACAAGCUCUUUCUUCGUCGACGCUUCUUCACAACGAUGAUGGAUGAAGGUGAUGAUGUGCUGGAGCACAUCAACAUGCUCAAGACUGUGGCGGAGCAGCUCGAUGCGGUUGGCGCUCCGGUCAGCGAGGACGACUUGGUGAUCACGCUUAUUGGUAGUCUAAGAGAGUCGUACCAGUUUCUGAUCACGGCGUUAGAGUCUCGUGCUGACUCGCUAACAUUGGAUUUAGUGACGUCUCGUCUGAUGCAUGAAGACAUGAAGAGCAAGGAACAAGGUGGCGGCGUCGACGGAUCCGCGCACGUGAGUAUCCGCGAGAAUGCGGAACGGCAGAGGUCGCAAAGAGCAAGCGUCGCGCAGGUUGAUGAAGACUCUGGCGUCUUUCUGUUUUCCGUUGACGGAGAUAACAUCAAGCUGAGUGAAGAGUGGCUGGUCGACUCAGGUGCGACUCAGCACAUGACAUACUCAACAGAGUACGUGAAGAACUACCAGAAGAUCUCGCCAGUGGAUGUGCGUUUGGCGGACGAUCGCGUAAUACAAGCAGUGGGAAAGGGAGACAUCAUCAUGUCAAUGAGGACAAAACACGGCGUCAAGAAAUUUGUGCUUACUGGUGUGUGA
Peronospora matthiolae is the source of this 924-nucleotide messenger RNA. The record is from the annotation of a GenBank genome assembly. Lineage: Eukaryota; Oomycota; Peronosporomycetes; Peronosporales; Peronosporaceae.